Molecule: messenger RNA, 2571 nt
Organism: Sinocyclocheilus rhinocerous
Lineage: Eukaryota; Metazoa; Chordata; Actinopteri; Cypriniformes; Cyprinidae
Product: coiled-coil and C2 domain-containing protein 1A-like
Exons: 23
Coding region: 14-2209 (731 amino acids)
Molecular function (GO): DNA-binding transcription repressor activity, RNA polymerase II-specific
Source: RefSeq, a predicted model, not a curated record
CACACACACUCUGAUGUUAUCAUUCAACUGUCACUGUGAAGCUGUUGCCGUACACAUGUUUGUGUGUGUUUCAGAGCUCAAAGCGAGUAUUUUAAGCAGACAGAGACAGUAUAAGCUGGCAGCCUUAAAGGCCAAACAGAGUGGAAACACUGAUCAAGCCAAACAACUCUACCAAGUGUCCAAGAGAUUGGACUCAGUGGUGGAGAGUGUUGACAGAGGGGAGUUUGUGGACAUCAGCUCACUGCCGCCCCCUCCUGGAGAGGUUGAAGUGCCACGUUCUAACCCUCCUCAGCUGUCCUCUAAACCAGCCGCCCCUCCUGCUGCACCCACUGCUGCCCCAGACACAGCUCUCUCUGCUCCCCGGAGCGUCGCCGAGGCCUUACAGCAGCGCAUGGACAAAUAUAAAGAAGCCGCAGAGAGCGCCAAGAGCAAAGGAGACGACCGCAAAGCACGCAUGCACCAGCGCAUAAUCAAGCAAUAUCAAGAUGCCAUUAAAGCUCAUAAAGCAGGACGGCCGGUGAAUCUGGCAGAACUUCCUGUUCCACCAGGUUGUCCUCCACUGCAGGGCACUGAAGGCGGCCAGCAGAAUUUUAUGGGCGUCCUGGAGACAGCCAUGAAACUGGCCAAUCAGGACGCAGAUGAAGACGAGAACGCACAGAAGCCAACAGCUCAGCCUGCAGUUCAGAAAUCCAGAGCUCCCGCUCCUCCAAAAGCCUCGUCCGCCGCAGGGACGCCCACCGGCUCCACAAACGCCCCCAAACUAGGAGGGAAAGCCCAGCAGCAGCUGGAUUUCCUGACCAUGCGCAGGCAGCAGUUCGUGAAGGCCGCGCUGCGCUCUAAAGAGAUGAAGGACAUGCAGGGAGCCACUCAGCACCUGAGAAACGCUAAAGGCCUAGAGCCCAUGAUCACUGCCGCCAAGGCUGGACUUCCUGUGGACAUCACCAAGGUGCCGGCCGCUCCGGUCAGUGAGGACGACUACAGACUGUCUCAUUCACGCUCGUCCGCUCUCUCUCCGCGCUCAUCUGAGCAGUACACUCAACUGAUGGCGCAGCUCAAACAGCAGCACGAGAAAUGCCUGGCGUACUCGCAGCAGUUCACUCAUGUGGGGAACCUAGCUGAAACUGCCAGGUUUGAGAAGCUGGCUGAGGAAUGCAUGAGUAAUAUUGAAGUGCUGAAGAAAGCUCACGCUAAAGGAAGAUCAGUUCCCAAAUUCCACACAGAGGAGCGCACCUUCAACUCUGUCAAGAUCUUUCCUACCCUGACGUCCAAUGACAUGGUGCUGACCGUCGUGAAAGGAAUCAACCUGCCUGCUCCUCCAGGAGUCUCAGGCAACGAUCUGGAUGCGAGUGUGCGCUUUGAGUUCCCGUUCCCCAGUGCGGAAGAAGCUCAGAGAGACAAAACCAGCACUGUGAGAAACUCCAACUGUCCAGAGUUUAAGGAGAAGUUCAAGCUGAACAUCAAGCGAGAUCACAGAGGCUUUAAGAGAGUGGUACAGGCCAAAGGCAUCAAGUUUGAGGUCGUACACAAAGGCGGUCUCUUCAAGACAGAUAAAGUGGUGGGAAGUGCUCAGCUGAAGCUGGAAGCUCUGGAGAACCAGUGUGAGAUCAGAGAUAUUAUAGACGUGUUGGACGGACGCAAGGCGACGGGAGGGAAGCUGGAGGUGUGUGUGAAGAUCCGCGAGCCGCUGUCUGGAGUUCAGCUGCAGCCGGUGACGGAGAAAUGGCUCGUCAUCGACCCGCUCACACCUUCACCGGAGAAGGACCGAGAGCGAGAGAAAAGCAGGGAAAAGGAACGGGCUUCUUCUCCAAGAUCUAAACCCAGAAACGAUCACGACAAGAACUCUAAACCAAGCUCGUCUCCUCCGCAGUAUAAGCUGCACAGCUUCAGUCUGCUUCACCACGACAAAGAGAGACUGGAGUGGAAGAUCAACGAUUAUAAGAAGAACAGACGAGACCCGUCAGAGCUGAUCAAGCAGCACAUGGAUGUCUGUCAGCGACUGCAGUGGCAGAAAUCAUACCUGGAGAAACAUCCGGCAGCACUGACAGAAUAUGAAAAUGUGCUGCAGAAGUUCGUUCACGGGCUCUCGGAUUCAGUCAAAAUGUUUUCCAGCCAAGGCAACAGGGAUGCAGCAAAAGACGCACUCGGCCGACUGAAGAAGGUGGAGAACGAGCUGGAGUCAGUCAGGAAAAAGCGGGCCGUCAGACAGUGAAGGGAUACGCUGAGUGACGCGACUGUCUGCUGGAAAACUCUUCUGAAAUCAUGAGAAUAUAAACGAAUCGUGACGGAUAUAACGGAGCUGCAGAGGGAAACACUACAGCUUUUACAAUGCUGUACUUCAUUGCUCUCCAUCAAAACAUUCCUCUUUUUUCUCUUUUGUAAGGACAGACAUCUGAAUGUUUCGAGGGAGAUCAAACUCAUCUCACCUCAUGCUAAAAUAAACAUCAAACAAACACUAAACAAAAAGGGGGAAUCUCACAAAAACCCAUCAACAACAUGACUGGAUCACAUUUUUCUAGCCCCCAAAAAGAAAGAGAUUAGAAAUUAUAUUUAAAUACGUUAUUUUAGGACCAU